Manduca sexta (tobacco hornworm) is the source of this 2075-nucleotide messenger RNA. Its product is annotated as putative sodium-dependent multivitamin transporter. The transcript is spliced from 11 exons. Lineage: Eukaryota; Metazoa; Arthropoda; Insecta; Lepidoptera; Sphingidae. Gene Ontology annotation, cellular component: membrane. The record is from RefSeq and is a predicted model, not a curated record. The coding region runs from base 297 to 1985 and encodes 562 amino acids. Gene Ontology annotation, biological process: sodium ion transport; transmembrane transport. Gene Ontology annotation, molecular function: symporter activity.
UUAUUUAGCAAAGUAACAUGUCUAUCGUCACAUACACUUGUCUGAUCAAAGAACAUAAAACGUAAAAUUAUAUAUCAUUCUUUCGAUCACCUGACAUAAUUAUGCCAUCAUUUGUAUAAUUCGAUAGUAAAAAUUAUACUGUACUUAUCCUAACAUUGUAGUAUAAUUGAUCAUAAAAUAUUUAAGAUAGUGCUAUAAUGUUUUGACCAAUCACAUAACAGACGUAAUAUAAAUAAGACUGCUUGCAAUCUAAAAACCGGUGUUAACAUCCUAAAGCAGAUUUUUAAAGACUCGCAAUGGAGCAAUCGGUGUUUGGUGUGUGGGACUACAUAAUAAUGGGAGCUACCAUGGUAGCUUCUAUAAUAAUUGGACUCUACUUCCGCUUUAGUGGAGGCAAACAGAAAACAAAUGAGGAAUAUUUGCUUGCUGAUCGAAAUUUAUCAAUAUUCCCUGUGGCCGUAUCUCUGAUGGCUUCUUUCAUGUCUGCUAUUACUCUGCUUGGAGUAUCAGCAGAAAAUUAUUACUAUGGUUUAAUAUUUUUUGUCGUCAACAUAUCGCAUGGUUUGGCCACUCCUAUCGCCGGCAAACUAUACUUACCAGUAUUCUUCGGGCUUCAAAAGACAAGUACCUAUGAGUAUUUAGAACUUCGAUUUGGGCCGCAUAUUCGAAUGUUGGCAUCAUUAACGUAUACCUUACAGAUGUUAUUAUACAAUGGGAUAGUGUUGUACGCACCAGCAAUUGUCCUAGAAUCAGUGACUGGACUGGACCGACUCAUUUCUAUUCUAGUCGUUGGAUUAGUUUGUACAUUCUAUUCCACUCUGGGUGGAAUGAAAGCGGUUGUGUUCACGGACCUCUUGCAAUCUUUCCUGAUGUUUAUUGCUGUGCUGUGCGUUGUUAUAUUUACUUCAAUUCAAGUAGGAGGUUUUGAUCAAAUAUUUGUCAUAGCAAACGAAAGAGGCAGGAUUAAUUUAUUAAAUUUCAGUGUAGACCCGACAGAACGUCACACGUGGUGGUCACUAGUAAUAGGAGGAAUGGUUACUUAUUUAUCGCUGUAUGCUGUAAACCAAACACAGGUGCAACGUCUUCUGACAGUCAGUAGUUUAGAUCGCUCACAAAAAUGCCUCUGGUGGAGUUGGCCUGUAUUGCUGUCUUUAAGUUUGCUUACGUGCAUCAGUGGCCUUGGUAUUUACGCCGUAUACAAAGAUUGUGAUCCAUUAAGUUACAACGGAAUUAGUGCGAUAGAUCAACUAAUGCCUUACUACGUAGUGAACGCGAUGACUUCUGCCCCUGGUUUGCCAGGACUGUUUGUGGCGGGGAUCUUUAGUGCUUCAUUGUCUACUAUAUCGGCAUCUUGUAAUGCGCUUGCCGCUGUCACCCUCAGUGACUACGUCGGAAAGUGUUGCGUAAUUCCCCAAUCGUAUGUACCAUGGUUGACGAAGUUAACAGCCUGUGCUUAUGGAUUUGUGUUCUUGGCCAUCUCUUUCUUAGCCGAAUACCUUGGAGGAGUUUUGCAAGCUGCUUUAACAAUAUUUGGUGCCGUUGGUGGCCCACUGUUGGGCGUGUUUACACUUGGAAUGUUUACCACAUUUGCUAAUGAAAGGGGUGCAUCUAUGGGGCUAGUCAGUGGACUGGCUUUGACUCUAUGGAUAAGUUUUGGUGGACCUCGUCCGGCUCUCGUAAAGCUACCUCUGAGUGUAGAGGGAUGUAAUUUUAACGUCACGGCGCCUACUCUUCCAGCGCCAGUAGACCCUUCUAAUUACUUCUAUCUAUAUAGAAUAUCAUACAUGUGGACUAGCCCGAUUGGCUUCGUCUGGGUUCUUAUUGUAGGAUCUAUAAUAUCAUUGCUCUGGAGCCAGCAACAACCUUGGGAGCGAGCCCAAAAAUCGCACCCCGAUCCUGCACUCUUCACUCCGCCUUUAGCCAACCGACUCAGAGCUAAAUAUCGCGUCAAAACAGAUACGCAGGUAAACACGACUAAGUUUUGAAGACAUUUGUUCUGCCCUGUGAGGUUGAAUGCUAAACUUGGAUAUAAUUAAUACGAAACGUACAAAACGUACGAGUAUAACUCAGGACUA